Molecule: messenger RNA, 3718 nt
Organism: Ornithorhynchus anatinus (platypus)
Lineage: Eukaryota; Metazoa; Chordata; Mammalia; Monotremata; Ornithorhynchidae
Gene: TAB3
Product: TGF-beta activated kinase 1 (MAP3K7) binding protein 3
Exons: 11
Coding region: 536-2749 (737 amino acids)
Cellular component (GO): extracellular exosome
Molecular function (GO): ubiquitin binding
Source: RefSeq, a predicted model, not a curated record
CGGCCCGGCCCGGCCGAGCAGAGCAGAGCAGCCCUUAGGCCGUCCGUCGGGGCGGCGCGGCCGGGGCAGGCCCGGCCCGAAGGACCCACAGCCGCCUUGAAAGUGACGCGUUGAAACCGCGCGAGAGGAAACGGCUUCGGAACUCGCCGGCCGGUUCCAACUCUUGGGGGCCUUCGCAGGUGUCGCGCGCGCGACCGGGCUCCGCACGCGGCGGCGACGGUCGAGGACGUCGCGGCGACCUCGGCUUCCCUCGCCCGGACCCGUCGGGGGACCCCGUCCGGAUCCCCAUGCCGCCGAAUGACGACGAGGUCUGCGGUUUCUCCCCGCGAGGCAUCCUCAUGAACUUAGCGCGGCGGAGGCGGAAUUCGGGCCCGGCCUUCUGACGACUCCCGCCCGUCCGGAACAAGGUGUCGCGUAGUGGAGCGCCGCAUCGGGGGCGAGAAAAUGGUGUCGGCGGCGCCAGAAGACCCCUUCCGCCGGAAGGCCGAUUGACGUCCCCCCCCCGCCCCCCGACCCCUCGAGGUGGCCGGCCGGCAUGGCGCAGAGCGGCCCGCAGCUGGACGGCCAAGUGCUCCACAAUCUCCGGCAGCGUUUCCCCGAGAUCCCCGAGGGCGUGGUGUCCCAGUGCAUGCUGCAGAACAACAACAAUCUGGCGGCCUGUUGCCGGGCCCUGACGCAGGAGAGCGGUAAGUACCUGUACGGGGAGUACCACGGCCCGGAGGACGGCCGCGUCAGCCGCAACCGCCUGCUGCACAUCAACCUGGGCAUCCACCCGGCGGGCGGCUACCCCUCGGUGGACGGCGCCCAGCUGAACGGCGGCCGGACGCUGGUCCACGGCUCCGGCGAGGGGCACGUGGAGCCCCCGGGGCCGGGCCCGGGGAAGCAGCUCAUCUGCCUGGUGCAGGAACCGCGCUCGGCCCCGGCCCUGGGGGCCGCCGCCGCCGCCGCCGCCCCCGGCUACAACCCGUUUUUCACGAACGAGCAGAACCGGAAGGCGGCCGCCACCCCGCCGCCGCAGCCGGCCGCGGCGGCCCCGCAGCCCGGCCUCCCCGGGCCCUCGCCCCCGCCGGCCCCGCCGCCGCCGCCGCCGCCCCCCUACGCCCACGCGCCUCGCUACGGCACGAACCCCAUCACGGUGACCGUGUCCCAGAACGUCGCGGCCGGGCAGGGCGGCGCCCGGGCCGUGCAGAUCCGGCCCCCGAUCCCCAGCAGCCUCUACGGGGCCCCCGGCUCCAUCUACAUCCGGCAGGCGUCCCAGGGCUCCCCGGCCCGGCAGGGGCCCCAGGCCGGCCCCUGGCAGCCCUCCCCGCCGGGCCCCCUCCCCCACUACGGCCCCCGCCCGCUGCCGCCCCUCUACCCGCACCCGGCCGGCUUCCAGCCUCCGCAGUACCCCCCCAAGCAGCCCCCGCUGGCGCAGUCGGCCUACCGGUCCCCGCCCUCCUCCCAGUGCCCGUCGCCCUUCGGCUCUCCCCAGCACCAGGGGCAGCCGGCGGCGCUGGGCCACCAGGGCGCCCACGUCUUCGUGCCCCCCGGGCCCGGCCCGGCGGCCCCGGCCCCCCCGUACCAGCCGCCGCCGCCGCCGCCGCCGCCGCCCCCGGCCGGCUACCAGAAGCAGGGGGCCCACUCGGUCUCCUACGUCCCGUACGCCGUGGCGGGGCUGGGCAAGGGCUCCAUGAAGAAGAUCGAGAUCACGGUGGAGCCGUCGGGCCGGGCCGGGGCGGGCGCCAACCGGAGCCCGUCGCCCAGCGGCGCCCAGCCCGCCCCGCGGACCCCGCACCCGCUCUACGGGGCCGCCCCGUCCCCGGCCGGCUCCCCGUCGCGGGCCGCGGCCGGCCCGCCCAAGCCCCCCUUCGGGCCCAGCCCCGUCUACAUCACCUACACGCCGCAGCCCCCCGGGCCCGCCCCCCUGCCCCGCGCCCCGCCCAACCCCACGGCCGUCUUCAAGAUCACCGUGGGCCGCGCCGCGCCCGAGAACCUCCUCAAUCUGGUGGACCAAGAGGAGCGCUCGGCGGCGCCGGAGCCCAUCCAGCCCAUCUCCGUGGGCCCGCGGCCCGGCGGCGAGCCCGGCGCCCACAGGUACCAGAGGACCUGCAGCUCCGGCUCGGACGACUACGCCUACACGCAAGCUCUGCUGUUGCAUCAGCGAGCCCGCAUGGAGAGGUUGGCCAAGCAGCUGAAGCUGGAGAAGGAGGAGCUGGAGCGGCUGAAGGCGGAGGUCAACGGUAUGGAGCACCACCUGAUGCAGAGGCGCCUCAGGAGGGUCAGCUGCACCACCGCCAUCCCCACGCCGGAGGAGAUGACCAGAUUGAGAAGCGUUAACAGACAACUCCAGAUAAACGUUGACUGUACCCUGAAAGAAGUGGACCUCCUACAGUCUCGAGGCAAUUUUGAUCCAAAAGCCAUAAACAACUUCUACGACCACAUAGAGCCCGGUCCGGUGGUGCCGCCCAAGCCGGCGAAGAAAGACGCGUCGGACGCCCCCUGCGUGGUAGAGCGAAAAGCCAGAAGGAUCAGCGUGACCUCCAGAGCGCAAGGCGACUCGCACGAGCCCCAGGCCGGGGCCGCCGCCACCGCCGCUCCCGACGACCACCCGGCCACGUCCAGGCAGGCCGCGUCCAGGCAGACCCCGCAGGCCCAGGCUCGAGACGAAGACUUGGAAGGGGCCCCGUGGAACUGCGACAGCUGCACCUUCCUGAACCACCCGGCCCUCAACCGCUGCGAGCAGUGCGAGAUGCCACGGAGCACUUGAACCGCCCGAGGCCUCGCCGCCUCGCCGCACCAUUGGAACGUCGGGGGCGGGGCGCCGGCGAGGAGGCCGCGGGGGCUCUCGGUCAGUCGCCCUCCCGCCCGUCCGUCCGCCUCCCCGUCGGCCCCCCCGGGCGUCGCGGCGCGGAUGGCCUCGGGGGGGGGAAAGGGGGAGGAGGCCGCGUCCACCCGUCCCGCACUCGCAGACGACCGGGGGACCGGUGGUUCCUCCUCCUCCUCCUUCCCCUCCCCCAGUCGCGAUGGGGAAAGCCGAAGGGAGGGUCGGUCCUCGAGCGUGUGGCGGGGGCGGGCGGCCGAGGGCCCCUCCGGCCGCCCCCACGGGUGUCCCCGGACGAGCCGCGGGCGGUCCCGACGGGCCUCACCUAAGGCCUCGCGUGGCCGCAACCGGCCAGGAAGCCGGCCUCCUCCUCCCGAACGACCGGACGGGACAAGGCGGCCGUUCUCUUUCCUCCCGGUCAGCGGGCAGGGGAUCUGUCAUUGCUGCUUGUUCCAGGGUAAUUUCCGUCUACCUACACGACGCUCACGCUCACGAUCAUUCACACACACACACACACACACAAGCGCGCGCGCGCGCGCGGACACAAAAACGCUCUUUGAAAAUGUGACCCGUGGGCCCGCACGGGGCCAAGCCUUACGUACUGAAGAUUGCAGUCGGCGGCGGCCAGACCCCCCUCUGCUCGUACUGUAUCCGGCAGGCGGUAUCGACACUGGUAACUCCCCGAGACCCAAUGCUGCCACAUCACGGAUGAAGAGAAAACGCCGCCGCCGGCUCCCCUGAGGCCGCUGCGAGUAGGCGCUAACGAGCCCCUCCCGUGGGCGCUCUCCCGCCCCCUCCCCUUUCUCCCGAGACCGUUGCUUCGUCCGGUCCGGCGUAAGGAGGGCGUAUGCCAGACGCGAGGCCUGCUGGAGAACUCCGGCUCAGCGGUGGCUAUUGUUUGCCCCCCCCCCCCCC